GGUUGAGUCAAUGUCCUAGAGCCCAAGUUGAGUCACAACAGUGGGUGACUGACGGCUUCACUCUACGGAUUCUAGAAGUUGAAAAUGGUCAUUGAUUGUAAAAAACACCAAUUUGAAAUUCCACAGCGUGCUGUGUUUAGCCCUGAAGAUGUGAUUAAAUGGGAACGAUCAAAUGCCUACCAGGACAUAUUAGGUUUCUUGACUGCAAUGAAUGCAGCAGUGAAAGGCAAGAAGUUGAGUGCUGAGUGUAACAUGAGUCCAGUUACAACUGGACUACUAAACCUGCUGGAUACACUCAGCCAGUGGAUAGAUGACAUACCUCCCAUUGACCAGCCUCAGCGUUAUGGCAAUAAAGCAUUUCGGGACUUUUAUGCUAAACUCAAGCAGAAUGGUGAAGAAGUUGUACAAGAAGCAUUACCAGAGGAGUUUCAUGCAGCUGUCCCAGAGAUAACAACCUAUUUAAUAGAGAGUGUUGGCAAUUCAACUCGUAUUGACUAUGGAACUGGACAUGAGUUAUCAUUUAUAAUUUUUCUUGCCUGCAUCUUUAAAAUAGGGGCUUUGAAGCAAGAAGAUUCUAUUGCAGCAGUCACAAAGAUAUUUAAUCGGUAUAUUGCUUUAUCACGUAAACUUCAGAUGGUCUAUAAGAUGGAGCCAGCAGGCAGUCAAGGGGUAUGGAGCCUAGAUGAUUAUCAAUUUAUUCCUUUUAUUUGGGGAUCAUCACAACUACAGAUGCACCCAAAAAUUGCUCCAGAGAUGUUUAGCAAUGAGAAGAUCGUCAAUGAUAAUGCAGAUGAAUAUAUGUUUUUGGCAUGUAUUAAGCAUAUAUUAUCGGUGAAAACUGGGCCAUUUGCUGAACACUCCAACCAGCUGUGGAAUAUCAGUGGUGUCCAGUCUUGGAGUAAGAUAAACCAAGGCUUGAUUAAGAUGUAUAAAGCUGAGGUUCUCCACAAAUUUCCUGUUGUUCAGCACAUGCUGUUUGGAACCAUCUUGUCAAUAUCUCCAGCAACAGAGAUCACCUUCCAUUCUCCAGGCACUGAUAUGCCAAAUAUGAGAAUUCCUGCGACUGUUGGACAGGGAUUUAUGCCUCCUCGAAUGAAUGCUAUGGCUUCACAAGGAACAAUGCCAGUAACAGAUGGAAUGCCAAAGAAUAUUGGUCAGAUGAGUAAGAUGCCUCAAGAUUUGCCAUUUACCGAUACUUCAUCAGUUAUGCCCCGAGAUAAUAAAAUGCCUCAAGGAUUAUGUUCAGUGGACAAAGUAGGCUCUAGUAUGUACCCUGCCAGCAAAAAAACAAUAGGUAUACCUUAUGCAGAAGGAAGACAUCCUGCAAUGUCUCCAUUAAAUUCUUUACCUCCUGACAUAUUUCCAAAGGCCACAGAUCACGCACAGUAGUGAAAAACCACAAGCAUACUUUAAUGCUCAAGAGGAUUGUGUAAUUCUGUAAAGGUAUGACUGUAGUAUUACAGUAUUCACCAAAUUGGGGAAAAACAAUAUAGUGUGUUUAAUUAUGCCUUAUGUAAAGGUAAAAUACAGUAUAAUUUCUCCGAGGCUAUGGGUCCCUACACUUGCACCAGUGGUGGUACCCCCUUCUAGGUAUAAUUUCUGUAUAUUUAAAAUAUAGUACGGUACAUUGAAUUAAAUUCAUCUUGUAAGGUUGUAACUAAUUAUGGUACUGUAAUGCAGUCAUUUUCUAAACUCCAAACUGCUGGCUUUGGUUAAUAUUGGAAUGAUUGCCAGCAGACAUAUUAAGGAAUUUACUUUCUCCUGUAUUGAUUUGUUUUUACUUGUAUUUACUCAACCCCAAAAGUCAGUCAGUCUUCAAGUGGUCCAAGUGACAAGACCAAAACCUCCAAAUACAGACUUUUAGCUGUUAACAGAUUGGUUUGAUCAGUAGUUGUCCUGCAUCAUCAAAAUGUUACCAGGUAGUGGGUUCUUGCUGCUUUUAAUGUUGACGAGUGUCUUUAUGUACAGUAUAUCACUUACAAUGUCAGAGUUGAAAUGUAUGCUUUAUGCUUCUUUCAAAAAUGGGGAUGAUUUCUACCUUGAAAUCAUUUAUCAGAUGGUAUGGGUGCUAAGCCAAAAGACCCAGGCAUGAAUGUCGAGCCUUGUUAAAAGCUGAAUGGCUUUAUUUUGAAAGUGACACAGCUUCAAGUAAAUUAGUAUCCAAAAUGACUUGUGGCUUUCUUCCCAUUUAUGUAUUCAUUUGGCCGAAUACUGGAAUAUUUUUUCCUUUUCCACUACCUCAUUUUUUAACACUACACCUUCACAUACUUGGUGACGAUUAUGCAUUCUCCAAGAUGUAGAAGCUUAAACAAAGGAGAUAACGACAACAACAACAAAAAAUAAUUGCCCCCCCCCCCAAAAAAAAAAGGGUGGAUAUUGGUGGAAAUAACAGAUAUUGGCAUUGGGCACUGUAUUUAUAUGAUAUAUAACAAAAUACAGCAUAAUUACAUACAUACUCAUUAUUAUUUGUGUUAUUAUGUAUUUCUCAGUAAUGCUAGAAAGGCACCAACUGCAUAUCCAUUUUGUGGACACUCCUUACUUCUAUUCUUUUGUGUGUGUCGGACAGGUGCUUGCAUCUUUGCAUUAUCCCUCAGUUCCAGUUAAUAGGAGCCGUUCUCCUUAUCAUCGGAACUUUUUUUUUUUUUUUCUUUUUUUUUUUUUUUAUCAUAGAAAAUCCAUUUCUUAACAUAUUGGGAUGAAAAUUUUCACGAUGCUGAUCCCAAAUAACAUGAGAUUUGUUUAACAGUUUGCACUAUAUUUCAUAUUUGGACAAAUAUUUUUGUGCACCUGGCCCCUUAACACAUCAAGUAUGAAAGGUAUUCAGUUAUCAACUCUCUUUAAUUAUGCUUGUGUAAUCUGCUUUGAAUGUGGCAAGCAAUAUAUAGAUUCACAGUUUAAGCUGCUCGGCCUUAAAGUAGUGGCAGUAACAAAAUAUUUGAUUAGAUAAAAGUUUGUUGCAACAAUUGGUUAAAAUAUACAAUAAAGUUCUAAUAGAGUAUACAAAUUAAUUUGUUAGCGUUUUUUGUUGAUUACAAAAAUGUCAUCUGUUCCAAUCAUGAUUUUGAUUCAAAUUUGAUUUUAAAUACUAUUCAUAUAUUAACUUUUAUAUUUCAUUUAGUGAGGAGUUCUGGUUGAUGUAAAAAAUUAUUGUUGCUUGUUUUUUAUAUUAAAUGUUUGUAUUUUAUAAAACAGCAGCCAUAAUGAUUCUAUGACACAGAAGCUAGUCCAUGAAAUAUUGUGUUUGUGUAUAUUCUUGAAUGUACAAGCAUUCAUCAACAUAAUAUACUGAACAAAUGAGGACUGGAUCCAAUUAGCUAUUUACUGUGGUUCGUUGUAUAUGGUGGUUGUGUACCAGCUAUCACUUCAUAAUUUUUGGGCUAAAAAUACCUACUAUACUUCAUUAUUAAUUACUAUAUCUUUAAAAAUUAGUAGUGGUUUGAUAGAACUGUUGUAAUAAACUAAUAAUGUUUUUGUUUUUAAUCUUAUUGAACUCUCGCUAAAUAUAAAUAACAGAGUUCAUGAGUAUAUCCAGAAAAAUAAUCCGGCCAUGUUUUAGUUUGAACAAUCAAGAGUUGACUGUAUAUAGUUAUAAAUUUGUUGAUAUUACUGGAGUUUCAAAAGUGUAUAUGGCUACAUUUAUAAUUAUGAAGGAUAAUGCAUAAUGUCAAAUACUGUGUUUUAUGUGAAAUGUUUGUAAUGCCUCUCUGUAAUUUAAAUUGAUAUGCUAAUCCAAGAAAAUAUUUCACUAAAAUUUACUUGCUGUAAAUCCUCCCAGCAGGAUGUAAAUACAAUGGUACCUCAG
Procambarus clarkii (red swamp crayfish) is the source of this 3802-nucleotide messenger RNA. Its product is annotated as serine/threonine-protein phosphatase 2A activator. The record is from RefSeq and is a predicted model, not a curated record. Gene Ontology annotation, biological process: mitotic spindle organization. Gene Ontology annotation, molecular function: protein tyrosine phosphatase activator activity; peptidyl-prolyl cis-trans isomerase activity. Gene Ontology annotation, cellular component: cytoplasm; nucleus; protein phosphatase type 2A complex. Lineage: Eukaryota; Metazoa; Arthropoda; Malacostraca; Decapoda; Cambaridae.